ACCGAACGUUCCAUCUGCGCACAUUAGCAACCACAGAAAAUGCCUAUUCUUUUAAACGCGCAUGUUAGCAGUCACAGAAACGUGUUUAAACAUCCAAAAAGCGCAUGUUAGCAUCAUUUUCCAGAAAGUUUCCGCCUUCGUCUUCUUCCCCUGUCCUUCAACACGUCUCUAAUCGCUUUCUCAGAAGAUCCUCCAACAACGACGAGUCGCACGAUGGGAUUGCUCGAUCUGGAAAAGCACUUCGCCUUCUACGGAGCUUACCACAGCAACCCGAUCAACAUCGUAAUACACAUCAUCUUCGUGUGGCCGAUCGUCUUCACCGCCUUGCUCCUCCUCCACUCCGCGACCCCAAUUUUCGACCUUUCUCAAUCGCUGACCCUCGACGGCGUUCUCCGGCUAAACGUCGGGUUUAUAUUAACCGUGGUCUAUGCUCUGUUCUACCUCUGUUUGGAUAAAAGAUCUGGGUUUGUAGCUGCUCUCAUGUGUUUCUCUUGCUGGGUCGGUUCAAGUUUGCUCGCUGAUCGGUUAGGACCUUCUCUGGCCUUCAAGGUUGGGAUAGCGUCUCAGCUGUUAUGUUGGACCGGGCAGUUUCUUGGCCAUGGAGUGUUCGAGAAACGAGCACCUGCGCUAUUAGACAAUCUACUCCAAGCUUUUCUCAUGGCUCCUUUCUUCGUGUUGCUUGAGGUCCUUCAAUCGGUUUUCGGGUAUGAACCAUAUCCAGGAUUUCAAGCUCGUGUGAAUGCCAAGGUAGAAAGUGACAUAAAGGAGUGGAGAGCAAAGAAGCAGGUCAAGAAGAAUAAGCUCACAUAAGCUUUGGACUGGAUUAUAUAACUCAACUUAAAACCCAUUGUAAUGUUUCCACAUUAAAUCCAUGAUAUAAUAAAAGAAUAUAAGACCAUCACCAUGGAUUCGUAUAUAACUAUUUUGAAGGGGAAUUACUUAACAAAAAUUUAAGUGUUAUUACUAGAAGAACACCUUCCCAUAUUUGGAAGUUGCAAACAAAAGAUGUACACUAUUUUCAU
Messenger RNA from Brassica rapa (field mustard), 1022 nucleotides. RefSeq lists its product as uncharacterized. The record is from RefSeq and is a predicted model, not a curated record. Gene Ontology annotation, cellular component: endoplasmic reticulum. Lineage: Eukaryota; Viridiplantae; Streptophyta; Magnoliopsida; Brassicales; Brassicaceae. Gene Ontology annotation, biological process: sphingoid catabolic process.